GCAACAGUCUUGUUGAUUGACGCCUUGAUAGUUGGUGAAGGUAACCUGUUCGCGAGGAGCCAAAUUUAAAAUGGAAAACUGGGAAGAAGAGUACAACGGAGACGGUGCUGCUACCGCAAAGCCUGCUCCGGCUGAACUGAAAUGUCCAUAUGAUGACCGUAAGAGAGAAAAUGUUUUUUUCGGGGUAAGAAAUGGAGCCAAGUUCGGAGCCUCUAGGGAGUGGAGAGCUGAUGGCGGUCAGAGAGGUGGAGGCCCCGGAGGAAGACGGACAUUUGUGGAAGAUAGGUCGGGCUCCUCCGAGCCCGUGGCCAUCACUGUGGAAAAUGUGUCAGUCGGAAGGAUAAUAGGUCGCGGAGGAGCGAAAAUUCGUGAACUAGAAGAGAGUACUGGUGCGAGAAUCAAGAUAAACAAAGGGGACAAUGAAGGUGAAGUGCUCAUCUUUGGGUCCUCUGCUGCCCAGGAGAAGGCCAAAGAGAUGAUUGAAGACUUGGUGGCAGGUGGCGGCUCUCAAUUUUACAAUGGUCCUGGUAAAGGGCACAGCUAUGAAAGAAGAGGAGGAGGAGGAGAUCACACAGGGAGGUAUCAUGAAGGAGUAAGGAAUUCCUCCGUGUGGUCUGCUUCAGAACGACGGGCUGCACAGGUUGUCCCAGCGUGCCCAUCCAUAGACUGGAACGCCAUGCGAGAGAACAAGGGAAAAUAUGAAGAGCUGAAGUGGCAGAACCUCCCACCCUUGAAGAAGAAGUUUUACACUGAGGCAGAGAGCGUGUCCAUGCUCACAGCAGAAGAAGUCUGUGAAUGGAGGAAGGAAAAUAAUAAUAUCUUUGUGGAUGACCUGAAGGAGGGUGGGGAUAAACGGCCGAUUCCCAAUCCCUGUCGCACCUUCCUGGAAGCAUUCGAGCCCUAUCCAGAGAUUAUGGAAAAUAUUGACAGAGUUGGCUUUGUCAAACCAACCCCCAUUCAGACUCAGGCGUGGCCAGUGCUCCUGAGCGGGGAGGAUUUGAUAGCCAUUGCUCAGACAGGAACAGGGAAAACGCUGGCCUACCUGCUGCCUGGAUUCAUCCACAUGGAUGGACAACAUGUACCCAGAGCUGAGAGGGGGGGUCCAGGCAUGUUGGUGCUGACUCCAACCAGAGAGCUGGCCCUGCAGAUUGAAACUGAGUGCAACAAAUACCGCUAUAAGGGCUACAACAGUAUCUGUAUCUACGGUGGAGGUGACAGGAGAGGCCAGAUCAACAUGGUGAAGGGCGGGGUGGACAUAGUGAUCGCUACACCAGGUCGACUGAAUGAUUUGCAGAUGAACGAGCUCAUCAAUCUUCGCUCCAUCACCUACUUGGUGCUGGAUGAGGCUGACCGUAUGUUAGACAUGGGCUUUGAACCGCAGAUUAUGAAGAUUCUCUUAGACAUCCGUCCAGACCGACAGACUGUCAUGACCAGUGCCACGUGGCCCGCUGGUGUGAGGCGAUUGGCCAAAUCCUACCUCAAGAAUCCCAUGAUGGUUUAUGUGGGCACUCUGGAUUUGGCGGCAGUUAACACUGUGCAACAAACGGUGCUGAUUGUUCGAGAAGAGGAGAAAAAGUUCUACGUGUUUGACUUCAUCCGUAACAUGCUGCCGGAGGAGAAAGUCAUCAUCUUUGUUGGCAAGAAAGUUUUGGCUGAUGACCUGUCCAGUGACAUGUGUCUGCAGGGUCUGUCUGUGCAGAGUCUCCAUGGUGACCGUGAGCAGUGUGACCGUGAAGCUGCUCUCAAAGACUUUAAAGAGAAUCGAGUUCGUAUCCUGGUCGCCACAGACUUGGCAUCCCGAGGUUUGGAUGUCCUUGACAUAACGCAUGUCUUUAACUAUGACUUUCCCCGUAACAUAGAGGAGUAUGUUCAUCGUGUGGGGCGCACCGGCCGAGCAGGACGUUCAGGCGCUGCUGUUACCCUGGUAACAAGAGAAGACUGGAGGAAGGCCCCGGAGCUGAUUCCCAUCCUGGAACGGGCAGGACAGGAAGUCCCCGAGGAGUUGGUGCUUAUGGCAGAGAGAUAUGAGAAGCACAAGAGGGAGAAGGAAAUGUGCGAUCCAAGGGGAGGACGAGGAGGAGGGGGAGGGGGAGGAGGGAGGAGAUAUGGUGGAGGGAGAGGUGGCAGGGACCAAGGCCACAAGUGGUGAUUUUGUCUAUGUGAGUCUACACGUUAAACUCGCUUUCUACUCAGGUUUACAAAACAACUUAUUUACGUAUAAAUGGAGUGCUAAGUUCAUUAGACAACAUAAAACAUUUUUUAAAAUAUUUAUAUUUUUCUGGUAUUUUAGUUUGAAGAAUAAUUUUGUAGUAAUGUAAUUUUUCUGUUUUCCCAGCAGAGUGGAACUGAAUCUGAAGCUGAAAUGAUAUUUGCAUUUCAUUUAAAUGCAGAUUUCAGUUGUUUGUUUUUUAGUUAAUUUCUUAUUUUUCUGCAUAUUAUCCAUUAUUAUUUGGUUAUAUAUAGAGAUUUUUUUUGUUUCUGUGUGAAACUUGUCAAAUCUACUUUUGUUUAUGAAUCUGAGUACCUUGUAGAAUUUUUUGAAUGUUGUAUAAUUUUUUGAUUUCAAUAGAAAGUAGUCUAAUAAAUAGUAAUUUUAAGACAUGA
Messenger RNA from Mugil cephalus (flathead mullet), 2604 nucleotides. RefSeq names its product DEAD (Asp-Glu-Ala-Asp) box polypeptide 43 (gene ddx43). NCBI's taxonomy places the organism in Eukaryota, Metazoa, Chordata, Actinopteri, Mugiliformes, Mugilidae. Gene Ontology annotation, molecular function: ATP binding; RNA helicase activity; RNA binding. The coding region runs from base 71 to 2149 and encodes 692 amino acids. The record is from RefSeq and is a predicted model, not a curated record. The transcript is spliced from 16 exons.